Messenger RNA from Phlebotomus argentipes, 1775 nucleotides. Its product is annotated as 2-acylglycerol O-acyltransferase 1-like. Lineage: Eukaryota; Metazoa; Arthropoda; Insecta; Diptera; Psychodidae. Gene Ontology annotation, molecular function: diacylglycerol O-acyltransferase activity. Gene Ontology annotation, biological process: triglyceride biosynthetic process. The record is from RefSeq and is a predicted model, not a curated record. The transcript has 4 exons. Bases 227 to 1285 code for a protein of 352 amino acids. Gene Ontology annotation, cellular component: endoplasmic reticulum membrane.
GGAUUCGAGGGCUGGUCAGUGUGCCUCUGCUUUCAGUGCUAGUCCGGUGCUUUCAGUGUUCAGAGCGCUCCUCACGUCUUUUCGCCUGCUUCCAAUCGUCUAUUUUUCGUUCCGUGAUAAGAAAUCCCACUUUAUUGCUCUGUGUGAUUAUUUGUUGAGGCUCGCGCUCUUGGGUGUGACCAGUCGCUUUCCAUCAAUCACUGGCGCUCGUGCAAAGCUCUGCAGCAUGAAGAUCGAGUGGGCGCCGCUCAACGUGCCCUUCCACCGGCGCAUGGAGACACUCGCGGCGGCGGCGUGGAUGGCCCUCAUCCUCUUCGGCGAGCUGGUCAUCCUCUUCAUCUACCUGGCGCUCCUCGUGAAGGGCAACAUCUACAUUCAGACGCUGUGCGUGAUUUACUUCAUUUUCCUCUACCAAGACCGCGGAGCGGGCGAAAACGGCGGUCGAGGUCAAGGGUCGAAGUGGCUGAGAAAUUGGACUUGGUGGAAGUUGUACAGAAAUUACUUCCCCGUUGAACUUGUGAAGACCGUCGAUUUGCCCGCCGAUCGGAAUUACUUGCUGGCGGCCUUCCCGCACGGACUUCUGAGUUCGGCCGCAUUCACUAGCUUCUGCACUGACACCACAGGUUGGCCUAAGCUCUUCCCCGGCGUUCGCGCCAAACUGGUCACUCUGGGCUUCCACUUUUACAUCCCCAUCUUCAGAGAGCUGCUCCUGAGCUGGGGAAUGGUCUCAGUGUCCGCUAAGAGUCUCCACACGCUUCUGACCUGGUCCAAUGACAAGAACCACCCAAAGAACUACGACGGCAACACUUCCACAGCUUGCGUGAUCGUUGUUGGCGGCGCCCAGGAAGCGCUCAACACGCGUCCGAACAACUAUCAGCUGGUCCUGAAGAAGCGCAAGGGAUUCGUGAAGAUGGCUCUGAGGACAGGGACGUCUCUGGUUCCCGUGAUGUCUUUCGGGGAGCUCGAUCUCUUCGAUCAGCCCGCCAAUCCGCCAGGAUCUCUGCUGCGUCGCUACCAGGAGUUCGUGAAGAGAGUCACCGGAAUCGCGCCAGCCAAAUUCAUCGGACGCGGCUUCUUCCAAUACAGCUACGGCAUGAUUCCGCGCCGGAAGCCGCUGACGACGGUGAUCGGGGCGCCAAUUGCCGUGCCGAAGAUCGAUGAGCCCACGAUUGAGGACGUGGAGAAAUAUCACGAAGAGUUCUGCAAGGCGCUCACGGACCUGUUCAACACGCACAAGACCAAGUACAUCAAGGAUCACGAGAAUGUGCACCUGAGAAUUGACUGAAAAGCCCCCAAAAGCUGCUAUCGAGAAAAUUGCUUAAAAGCCAAGCAAGUGACUAGAGUUGCUCAUUAGGUGAAACCUGAGAUAUUAACUUACGCGAGGAAGAGAGACCAAAGUAUUUUUCCUCAUGUCUCUCCAUAUCUUCAUAUACAAAUUUACUUAACUAUUUAAGGAUCUACAUAAAUUGGGGGUUUUGCAAUAAAUUGUUUACUGUUGUACACAAAGUAUUUUGGUGGAGUUUGUAACACAUUUCGGUGUGCACGAUUGUCAAACAAUGAGGAAAUGAAAGAAUUGAUAAGGGAAUUUGGUGAAGCGUUGAACUUUUGUUGACAUUUUUCAACACGCUCUUUAGUGGUUAUGCACAAUCCUCAUAUUUAUCAGCAAUUGUAUCAUUAAUACAAGAUUAAAUUGAGAUCAAAUCAAGAAACAAUGUACAAUUCUUAGGGAAAUGUUAGACAAGGCAUAGUUUGGAAGAAUAAACAUUUUUACAGAA